AUGCUCUUCUACGUCGGCGCGUGUGCUCCUGCCAAGGCUGUCAAUGAACCAGCCCCAACCCGUGAGGAGUACGUCCACAUAAGAGCGAUUGAUGGCUGUAUUGAGACUCUGCGCGCGAAUUUACACGUCCUUGGGGGCGGCAGGGAGCACGACGAUUCAGCCGUUGCGGGGAUAAUCCAGAACGACAUAUAUGACGCUGUGUUUGACAGUCUCCAGACCAGGCGGUGUAAUGUGAUCGUGGACGCGUAUGGCCGUGGCCUCCAUGAUGCGGGUGUGAGCGCCGGCAUUGCGAUUAGGGGUGUUAUAGCAAGGGCUUUCAAAAGUGGGCGGCUCCAUUUAGUCAUAGCUGAGCUGCUCGUUUGGGCCUGUCAUCAGCUAGGCCCCAGGUAUGCUAUCUACGAAGUGUGGCAACGCGUCGACUUCCGCUAUACCUGUGACUGUUAUGGAACUGAGCAUCUGGGAGAUAGCGGGGGAGUAGGUCUGCGAAGUAUACCCGGAUUUGCCAGUGUACUUAAGUCCCACGGACUGACUGGCUCCGUCGUCGAUAUCCAUGAAGCCUGGGCGUCGUAUUACCGCCUGACCAAUGAUGUAUGGGCCGGGAAAUCGGUUGAUGACUGGGUACUUACGGCUCGCCCACUGUUGGAGUACUACGCUUGGUGCGUUGCCGACGGCUCUGACGCGGUGGCAUACGGGAAAUUAGCCGACCUGUCAGUGGGCGGAUUCAUCAUCGGGAGGCACACGGAAGGCUUACCCACUGGGCGCACCGAGUGCCGCAAAUGUGCCCGAAACGAGUGGUGCAAUGAAGAAAACGGGGCUGUUUAG
This is a messenger RNA of Penicillium daleae, 822 nucleotides long. RefSeq lists its product as uncharacterized. The transcript has a single exon. Bases 1 to 822 code for a protein of 273 amino acids. The record is from RefSeq and is a predicted model, not a curated record. NCBI's taxonomy places the organism in Eukaryota, Fungi, Ascomycota, Eurotiomycetes, Eurotiales, Aspergillaceae.